ACAUGACUUUGUGAAUUUGUGGUUGUCAUUUUGCAAAAUUGUUUAAAAAUCAUCUUUGCUUGCAGCCGUGUUGCAAAUUCAUAAGAAUUCUUUGUUCCAAAGUGAUUUAAGUGAAAAAACUUAAUAAAUUAAACAAUACCAAAUUGUUUUUUAAUUCUUUUUCAAUUCAAAACAUUCAAAAGUCUGCAUAAUGUCUCGUGGAAGUUCAGCCGGCUUUGACAGGGUUAUUACCAUCUUUUCGCCAGAAGGCCGCCUUUACCAAGUUGAAUAUGCAUUUAAGUCAAUUAACCAAGAAGGUAUCACUUCGGUGGCUAUAAAGAGUGGAGAUUGUGCAGUCAUAGCUACACAGAAAAAAGUCACAGAAAAGCUUAUUGAUCCCAGCACCGUGACGCACAUCUUCAGAAUUACCAAGCAAAUUGGUGUUGUUAUGACUGGAAGAAUAGCUGACAGUCGCUCCCAGGUCCAGAGAGCGCGGUAUGAAGCUGCUAACUGGCGCUACAAAUACGGCUACGAGAUGCCUGUAGACGUCCUUUGUCGCAGAAUCGCUGAUAUCAACCAGGUCUACACCCAAAACGCUGAAAUGAGACCACUCGGCUGCAGCAUGAUUUUGAUUGCUUAUGAUGAUGAGAAUGGCCCAUGUGUCUACAAAACUGACCCUGCUGGCUACUACUGCGGCUUCCGAGCUGUUUCAGUUGGCGUGAAACAGACCGAAGCCAACAGCUUCCUGGAGAAGAAAUACAAGAAAGAUUUGUCUGAGGAGAAAACCAUCCAAUUGGCAAUCACUUGUUUGUCGACUGUUCUCGCUGUUGACUUCAAGCCCAACGGCAUUGAAGUUGGCAUCGUUAGCAAAGACAAACCCGAUUUUAGGACUUUGGAUGAAAAGGAAAUCGAAGAACAUCUAACGAAGAUUGCCGAAAAGGAUUAAAUUUAGACAAACAAAAAAAUGGGUUUGUCUGGUUUUGAUUUUAAUUAUAAUUUUUUGUUUGUAAUGAGAUAAAAAUUAAAAUAUUCACUUUGGAGAAAGGCCUUUUUAAAAUAACAAAAA
Eupeodes corollae is the source of this 1045-nucleotide messenger RNA. Its product is annotated as proteasome subunit alpha type-6-like. The transcript is spliced from 4 exons. Lineage: Eukaryota; Metazoa; Arthropoda; Insecta; Diptera; Syrphidae. Bases 191 to 925 code for a protein of 244 amino acids. The record is from RefSeq and is a predicted model, not a curated record. Gene Ontology annotation, biological process: ubiquitin-dependent protein catabolic process. Gene Ontology annotation, cellular component: cytosol; nucleus; proteasome core complex.